AAACCACUAAAAAGUAGAAAACCUCUCUCACUCUUCCUCCUCCUCCUCUUCUCUCUCUCUCUCUCUAAAACCACCAAACCCCUUCUCGAUCAAACAACCUCUCUCUCUCUCUCUCUCUCGUUCUUGCAGGCAUAUAGGACUCUGUGUUCUGUAAUUAUACACCCACACAAAUACUUCUGUAAAUAUUUUGUGAAGUACUUAAGUGAUACAUAUUUAUAGUGUACUGUAUAUUUUUAGUAGAGAGAGAGAGUGAGUGCGUGCGUGCGUGCGUGAGUGUACACAAUAUGGAGAGGUACAGUGGGACCCAGGCAAUGGAGGCGGUACAGGUGGAUCCGGUGGCGGAAUGGGCGGCGCCGGUGGAUCCGGUGGCGGAAUGGGCGGCGCCUGGUGGGGAGACCGGGCUUGAAGAGCCUAUGUGGCAAUUGGGCCUAGGCGGUGGUCCUGAGUCGUACCCCGAGAGGCCCGAUGAGCCUGAUUGUAUCUAUUACUUGAGGACUGGCUUCUGUGGAUACGGAAAUAGGUGCCGGUUCAAUCAUCCUCGUGACCGUAGCAUGGCAAUGGGAGCUCUGAGAGCCGGUGGAGGCGAGUACCCAGAACGUGCUGGCCAACCUGUCUGUCAGUACUACAUGCGGACCGGAAUGUGUAAAUUUGGUGCUUCCUGCAAGUAUCACCAUCCAAAACAUGGAGUUGGGUCUUCAGCCCCAGUCACACUGAACGUUUAUGGAUAUCCUUUGCGACCGGGCGAAAAAGAAUGUUCCUAUUAUGUAAAGACAGGUCAAUGCAAGUUUGGUGUUACCUGUAAAUUUCAUCAUCCACAGCCAGCAGGGAUACAAGUGCCGGCACCACCAGGCCCUGGUGCUGGACCUUUGGCUGCUCCAGCAGGGUACCCAUCCGUGCAGUCUCCUUCUGGUCAAUCUUCUCAACAGUAUGGGGUAAUUCAAGGCAACUGGCCUGUUGCCAGGCCUGCGAUGCUUCCUGGCUCAUAUGUUCCUGGAAGUUACGGUCCGAUGCUCUUUCCCCCAGGAGUUGUUCCUGUUCCUGGUUGGACUCCCUAUCCGGCACCUGUCAGUCCUGUGGCCUCCUCAAGUGCUCAACCCACAGUUGGUCCAGGCCCAAUUUACGGGUUGACACAGUUGUCUCCUUCAGCAACUGCAUAUACAGGACCAUUCCUUUCUGUUACUUCUUCUGCUGGCCCCUCAAGCAGCAGCCAAAAGGAACAUCCAUUUCCAGAAAGACCUGGUCAACCUGAAUGCCAGUAUUAUUUGAAAACUGGGGACUGUAAAUUUGGAGCUACAUGUAAAUAUCAUCACCCACCAGAGUGGAGUGCACCAAAGAUCAAUUUUGUACUUAGUCCAAUGGGUCUGCCAUUACGCCCAGGUGCUCCACUUUGUUCUCACUAUGCUCAAAAUGGAGUAUGCAAAUUUGGCCCCUCGUGCAAAUUUGAUCAUCCAAUGAGAAUUUUGAGUUACAGCCCAUCUGCAUCUUCUCUGACAGAUAUGCCAGUUGCUCCUUACCCUGUGGGAUCCACAAAUGCAACUUUGGCUCCAUCAACCUCGUCAUCAGAUUUGAGGCCUGAGCUUCUUUCCGGGUACAACAAAGAUGCCUUCUCAUGGCAAAUGUCUUCUAUGAACAGUUCAAGUGCUGCCGGUGGUUCGUUAUUCUCUACAAGUGGAGCUGUUCCUCAAUCAAGUGCGCAGCAGUCUGGACAGGGUUCUAUAUCUUCAAGUGGUGGCAGUACCAUAAGUCGUGGAGGUGAGGUUCACGCAUCAAGCUGAAUAGAAAGGAUAGAGUCAUGACAUUGUCUCUGUCGACCAUUUCACCAUGCAAACUUAAAAGUUUAUGGUCCAAUUCCCCCGUCGGAUGCCUGGUCUCAACCAACAAUGUUCGUCCUAUCAGAUCUAGCACAUUCUAGCUAUGUCAUCCAUGGUCAUAAUAUCGUCAUGUAGCCACCAUUUCCAUUUUGAAUAAGUCAUACAUACCCCUGAAAACAUCUCGGAAACCACAUUUAGCUUUUCAGCUAGUCUUCGAAUAACAAGAAAGGAAACCAACCUCCUCGUUAGUGCUCAAAUUUUGGAGCUGCUUGUGUCUAUUUAUGGUAUCUUUUUCGAAACGAAAAAGAUAAGUCCUGGCCAUUCUCCAUCUGGAUUUAACUGUCUUUACACCUCUUUCAUCC
Messenger RNA from Sesamum indicum (sesame), 2173 nucleotides. RefSeq names its product Zinc finger C-x8-C-x5-C-x3-H type family protein. The record is from RefSeq and is a predicted model, not a curated record. Lineage: Eukaryota; Viridiplantae; Streptophyta; Magnoliopsida; Lamiales; Pedaliaceae. Gene Ontology annotation, molecular function: mRNA binding; metal ion binding.